AAUUCCAUCAGACGGCCUCUUCAACUUCAUACGCCCUAGAACCGCUCUGGAGAGACGAAUCGCUCUAGAACCUUCUUCUUCGACGCAUCGUCGCCUUCAAGGUCACACUACCUCUCACGACAAUGGAGUUCUGGGGUGUUGAAGUUAAGCCUAACUCACCACUUCAUGUGGAUCCUGGGGAAGAUAUGCUCGUGCACAUCUCACAGGCUGCUUUGGGAGAGAGUAAGAACAAUGUUAAGGAACCGAUUCAGCUUUUCGUGAAAGUUGGAGGUCAAAAGCUUAUUAUUGGGAACCUCUCUCAUGGCAAGUUUCCUCAGCUGUCCACGGAGCUUGUCUUGGAAAAGGGAUUUGAGCUGUCUCACAAUUGGAAGAAUGGGAGCGUUUUCUUCACUGGUUACAAAGUUGAUGCAUCUGAUCCUGAGGCUGAGGAUAUGACUGAUGAUGAACCUGCGGUUGCUAAAGCUGAGCCAGCUGUUGCAGCAUCAGGUGUGAAACAGGUGAACUUUCAAUUGCCAAAUGCAGAAGUCAAAGCCCAGGAAGAUGAUGACGAAGAUGACAGUGAGGAGGACUCUUCAGAUGAUGAUGAUUCUUCUGACGAAUCUGGAGAUGAGGAGGAAAAGAAGGUUACUGCUGAAGUUGACAGUGAUGAAGAAGAUGAAGAUGACUCAUCUGACGACGAUGAAGAUGACUCAUCAGAGGAGGACACCCCAAAAAAGCCUGAAGAAUCCAAGAAGAGGUCUGCAAAAGCCAACUCCUCAAAGAAUACUGCUUCCAACAAGAAGGCUAAGUUUGUAACUCCUCAGAAAACAGAGUCUAAGAAGCCGCAUGUCCACAUUGCAACUCCUCAUCCAUCAAAACAGGCGGGUAAGAAUUCUGGUGGAAGCAGCAAUGGAGAGUCGUCGAAGAAGCAGCAGACACCAAAGUCUGCAGGAGCGUUUGGGUGCAAUUCAUGCAGCAGAACCUUUACUUCGGAAAUGGGGUUGCAGUCUCACACAAAGGCGAAACACAGUGCAGCUGCUUGAAAAUCAUAAGAAGAAGAAGAAGCUCGAUGACUUGGUCCUUCAUAAUAUCUACUUUAGAACUUUGAUGCCUGUUGGUGUUCAAAACUGGAACUUGCGAGUGAGUCAGUUUUAGUUGGUCUUUUUUUCUCAGGCGUUUCAACUUUUUCUUAAUCGUUUCGGUAUUUUGAAAACUUUGCUAAACCUUGGUUUGUGUUUAGUGCUAAUAUGGAUAUACAUUAUUGGAAGUCUUUUUGGAGGCUUUUCUAGUAAACACGUGUUUUUGAAA
Messenger RNA from Camelina sativa (false flax), 1287 nucleotides. Lineage: Eukaryota; Viridiplantae; Streptophyta; Magnoliopsida; Brassicales; Brassicaceae. The record is from RefSeq and is a predicted model, not a curated record.